Messenger RNA from Zingiber officinale, 495 nucleotides. Its product is annotated as calmodulin-binding protein 25-like. Gene Ontology annotation, cellular component: nucleus. NCBI's taxonomy places the organism in Eukaryota, Viridiplantae, Streptophyta, Magnoliopsida, Zingiberales, Zingiberaceae. The record is from RefSeq and is a predicted model, not a curated record. Gene Ontology annotation, molecular function: calmodulin binding. Bases 1 to 495 code for a protein of 164 amino acids. Gene Ontology annotation, biological process: response to osmotic stress. The transcript has a single exon.
AUGGCGGAGGAUCGCCUCCCAUCUAUCAACGCCUGCAUCGAGAACGACGCCCUCGCCGGCGCAGCAGGGUUGCCCCUCCUCUCCGGCCCAUCCUCCUCCGUCGCCUUCUCCCCGCUCGGUUUCCUCUCCUCCUCCCCCUUCCUUCUCCCGCUCCCCCUCGCUGGCGGCCCGCCGCUCCGCCUCCGUGACCCUCCCUCCCUGCGGAUCGGGAAGAAGCGCAAGCCGCGGGCGUGCAAGCGCUGGCCGACCGCCUACAUCGCCGCCGACCCGGCCAACUUCCGCCAGAUGGUCCAGCAGGUGACUGGAGUCGAUGCCCACGGAGGUGCGGAGGGGUCUCGGGCCCAGGAUCCGCAGCUUCCCGCCGUCCAGGGGGGCGGCUUCGUUCCGACGCUGGACGUGCCGGCGUGCUUGCUGAACCGGCUCGAGCAGGAUACUGCGACUGGACCGCCCGAUCACGGCUGGGUUUUCUCGGACUUGGACCCGGUCCUCAUCUGA